AUGAUAAUUAAUCAUCCAGCUUACCCAAAAAAAGAGAUUGAUAAAUAUUAUCUUUAAACCAAAUUACCAGAGUAUUUAGUUUAUUAAUGUAGGUAUUAAACAGUUCCGAUGAAUGAGCAUUAAAAAAAGACACAUGAUUACUAUAAUGAUAAUACUCAUAUUUGGAAUAAUCCACAUUAAGCAAAGUCAAAUGCAAAGGUAUUCAAAUAAUUAAAAGAACAACAUGAAAAAGGUGAAAAGAGAAUAAGGUAAUUGAAAUAAAUGGAAUAAAAAGAGAAAUAAGAAUUACAACGCAAUAAAAUAAUAUACUAUAAUAUGGCAAGAGAAGAAGACCUUAUGCGAUUACAUUAAAGAAAAUUAGAAAGAGGUAGUUUAUAAAACUUAAGUUCACAACGUAAUGAUGUUUAAGUAGAUACAAUUUCUGUUAAACCAAUCCUUUCAAGAACAGCAUUACUGGGUCGACCAGAUCAUCUAUGGAAUAAAUUAAAUUAACAAAGUCAAAAAUAUGUUAAUUUACUUAUUAAUCCAAAGAUAUUAUAAAUGGAAGAACAAGGAGUUAAAGCAAUUAACGAAAAAAUUCAGAAAGACAUGCAAAUUGAAUAAAUUAAAGAAGAAUUAAGACUUUAAAAUAUGGAACAUAUUAAAUAAUAAAGUACUCUUAGAAGAAUGACUAAUCUUGAAAUGGAAUAAAGAACUGGCAUUCUCCCUUCAAGAUUAAGUUUAUAAAGAGUAACAACUGCUUAAACCAAUUGUAGAUAAAAUAAAGAUGUUAUAGAAUCUACAUUACAAUAAUUAGAUAAUCAAUAAUAAUAAUCACAAACAGUAUAAUUACUAUAAAACUAAAUCAUUAAUUCUGCUUAGUUCAAUCAAACAAGUAGACCAUAUACAGUUGGAAGUGUAAUAUAUUAUUAACUAUUUUAGGAUUUUAAUUCCAUUUCCUUUAAUGCUGGAUUAGUAACUAAGAAUGAAUAAAAUAAUAAUAAUCUUAUUCAAAAUUAAACUUAAACAAAUCCUAUUUUUAUAAUUCAUAAGUAUUUUAAUUAUUAUCAUCUUUAGUCAAAAAUCCAAAUCUGUAUCUACACUUUCUCACAAGCAUCCACUUGAUAGAACAGAAUUUAAAGGAUUAUUAUUAGCAUAAGCUGUUGAAUAAGCUGAAAGUAAUUUUAGUAAAACACUUAAAGCCAAUAGUUCAUUAUUAAAGGAAACUUCUAUUCAUUUUUCACGUAGUAAAUAAUCUAUGAUACCAAAAAAAAGAAUAUAGAUUAAAUGUAACAGUAAUUUUGUAAAUGAUUAAAAUAAAAAUGACGAAAAUGAUUUGUAAAUUGUAAACAAUAUGUUGGACAGUUUUGAAAGAAAAUUGUAUCGACCCAACAAUUUUGAUUAUGAGAUUUUAUGA
This is a messenger RNA of Paramecium sonneborni, 1396 nucleotides long. NCBI's taxonomy places the organism in Eukaryota, Ciliophora, Oligohymenophorea, Peniculida, Parameciidae. The record is from the annotation of a GenBank genome assembly.